AUGGCGAUGAUGAUGACUGGCCGUGUGCUGCUGGUUUGUGCCCUCUGCGUGCUGUGGUGCGUUGCCGGCGGUGUUUAUGCGAGGGACGUUGACACCAAUGCACUGGGUGGCUGCAUGGCGUCGGGAGUGUUGGGUGAGAAUGGAUCCCACAUGCCUGACGGAUGUAAUAAAACUGCGAUUACGAUGCCUUUGCGGUCAGUACUGCCCAUUACUGCCGUUGAAGCUUCCGAUGGAGAAGAUGUUUCUCAGCAGACAAAUAAUUCAGGUUCAGAUACAAAUACAGGUUCUGGUGGUGCUGCCGGGGCUUCUGGUGGUGGAGGCGGUGGAGGAAGCGGUUCUGGUGGUGGUGGCAGUGGAAGUUCUACUGAUGAUCAUGCCACCGGCAGCGUUCCUUCUAGUUCUUCUCUUGCUUCUCCUCCCGCUCCUGCUGCUCCUGCUGUUUCUCCUGGUGAUGGUUCUGCUGGUGGUCAUGACACCGGUGGCGUUUCUUCUGGUUCAUCUGUUCCCGCUCCUGGUCCUCCUUCUCCUCCUGCUCCUCCUGAAGGUCCUUCAGAUCCUCCUGCUGCUCCUGUUGUUGACCAUUCAGCCGGCAGCAGUGAUGGUAAGGCGGAGUCCUCAGGCAGUAAUCCAUCUAACACAACAGGGGACUCUUCAACAGGAGAUCAGACGUCUGCAGCAGCAGCGGCUCACAACUCCUCGCCAGCCGAAAUACCGGCAGGGACGACAUCCGGCACUGAACACACACGACAAGAAGAAGAAGAGGAAGAGGAAGAAGAAGAUCAUGAAAAGCAGCAGCAAAGUGAUGAAGCACAAUUCCAACAACAUCAACAGCACGAACACCCCGCGGAAAAUGGCGAAGAAUCCGCGAAAGAUAAAAACGCCAUUCGUACAAAUGCCACCGCAAAUACAGGCGACAGUGACAGCAGCACCGCGGUCUCCCACACCACCUCCCCUCUUUUGCUUCUUCUUGUUGUUGCGUGUGCGGCUGCUGCUGCGGUGGUGGCCGCGUGA
This is a messenger RNA of Trypanosoma cruzi, 1011 nucleotides long. Its product is annotated as mucin-associated surface protein (MASP), putative. The record is from RefSeq and is a predicted model, not a curated record. The transcript has a single exon. Bases 1 to 1011 code for a protein of 336 amino acids. NCBI's taxonomy places the organism in Eukaryota, Euglenozoa, Kinetoplastea, Trypanosomatida, Trypanosomatidae.